Tachyglossus aculeatus (Australian echidna) is the source of this 2430-nucleotide messenger RNA. It is a transcript of the gene IFNAR2, whose product is annotated as interferon alpha and beta receptor subunit 2. Gene Ontology annotation, molecular function: interleukin-22 receptor activity; protein binding. NCBI's taxonomy places the organism in Eukaryota, Metazoa, Chordata, Mammalia, Monotremata, Tachyglossidae. The record is from RefSeq and is a predicted model, not a curated record. Bases 170 to 1729 code for a protein of 519 amino acids. The transcript has 9 exons.
AAGGGGGCGGAGGGCAGGCCCGCUUUGGUUUUCGCAGUUUUGGGGGUCGCCCCAGCCAGGACCGGCCCCAGGUCGAAACACCUCUGCGGAAUCGUGAUUUGGUGACGUUACUUCCAUCUCCCGUCAGCUCAGAUGAGGUAACGGAGAAGGGUCGAAAUUCCCCAGAGGGAUGGUUUUGAGGCGGCGAAGCUCGUCGUCUGAGGGGACCGCUGAUAUUUUAACCUGGGUGUACUUCAGUCUGGUGAUUGGUGGUUCAUCCAGCCCGACCGAAACCCCAGCAUCCUGUUCGCCCUUCACAUUAAAGAUGAAAUCUCAGAACUUCCAUCACAACCUGACGUGGGGAUUAAACGACUGUCCUGUUACGCCCACUCGAUUCACGGUGCAAUAUACAGCCAUCAGUCAAGGCGACAAUUUCACCGAGGUCUCCGAGUGCACCCGCACCCCGAGGUUCUACUGCGACGUGACCAACAGAUUCGUAGAUGUCGGGGAGACCUACAUCACCCUAGUGCAGGGCUUCGCCGGGGACCGGGUCUUCACUGAAAAUCUGGAGUUCAUGCCGAUAAAGGACACAACUCUGGGCCCGCCUGAGGUUCACAUCGCUGCUCUGGAGGAUCAGAUUGAAGUCACAGUGCACUUGCCAGAGGGCCUCCUAGAUGACCCCAAAACCCCCUCCAACCCGUGGCCUUUUCAUGAGUUCAACGGGCUCACCGGCACCAUUAAAGUGGCAUCGAUGAACCGUCCCGAAGAGUCUCGCUUGAUUAAAAUCAAGGACAUCCACGGAGGCUUCAGCUCUGUCGUAGAAGGUUUGUUUCUGAACACCAAUUACUGCAUAACCGCUGAGAUACAUAGCCCCUUGAAUACAAAUUCCCAGCCGUCGGACUUAAAGUGCACCGUCCUCGCCUCCAGCGUGAAGUCAGAGCCCAUAAAGUCACAAGUGGUCGGAGGGACAUUUGUGUUUGUUUUUCUGUUGAUCUUCGGCCUCCUCUCUCUGAUGGCCCUGAAAAUCGGAGGCUGCAUUUGCUUAAGGAGAAAGCGUCUCCCCAAAGUUUUGGACAUCUUGACCCUCCCGUUCCGUGUGUUCCAAGACCCGCUCCCCGAGAAAACGUUUCCGGUGGAAAUCAUCUGCCGGCCUGGGCGGAGGAGGCCCCCGAAGCGGAUGCCGAGCGGCAGCGAUCCGAGUGACGACGACAGUGAAGACGAGGAGAGCGAGAGCGGCGGUUACAUGGGCCACGUCCUCUCGUGCAUCGCCACCGUGACCGGGCAGCCCUCCGAGCACGAGGAAGACUCGGAACCCGGAGGGGCCUCCGAGCCGGAGGGGGACCCCGAACCCGAAGAGCCGGGCGGCUGGGGGGCCGGGUCCCUCCACCCCGGCUUGCCCGCCGGGGUGGCCUCGCCCGAGGGCACGGACAGCCGGGUUUGGGAUCCGGUUCCCGAGGAGGACUGCUUCCCCGGUGACCGCCUGGGGAACAGAGGGCACUUCAACAUCGAUUUGAGCUCGGUGUUCGUGAAGAUCGCCAGGGAGGAGGCGGUCGGGGGGAACCAGAGCUCGUCGCCCGCUCCGGAUUGCCCGGUUCAGACCGAGCUGGAACCUCUCCUUCCCGCCGACUUGGGCGUGAAGUCGUCGCCCGCCCCCGCCAGCCCCAGGUGGGACCUCUCGUCCGAAGGAGUGUCCUCCGAGGACGGCGGCUCCUCGGAGGAAGACCUGGGCGACGGAUACAUAACACGAUGACUCUCGGGCAGAUGGGCAAAUCCUCGGCGCUGAGCGAUCCCGGUCUGCCCUGGGGAGAAGGCGCGAGGGAGGCAAGCGCUGGGGCUACAUUUCAGAACAGCCGUCCGGGGGUGGGAGGAGAAGGACAUCGUGCCGUCGGUAGAAAACGCACUUCGCAGCUCCGUUUCUAUUCCUGACAAGUCUCCCCUGCCCGCCGGAGUAUUUUCCUAGUCUGGCUCAUUCCCUCCCCGGAACCAGCCCUGCCCAUGCCCCCAAAGCCAUGGGAGAGUGGACACCUCUGACGGGGCCCACGGUCUCGGGUCAAGGAAUCCAACCCGGGACGAGACCUGAAGCAGUUGGCGGCGGAACCGAAGAGGAAUUCAGUCUGACUUCCAAGUAGGACGCGUUUAAGGGAAAGGGCUUCCAGGCGGGUGGAGUGGAGGCACCAGUGGUGGCCCGAAACAAAAUCCAGGCCGAACUCCGCGUGAGCUGAGGAGAUGGGAGAGAAUUAAGUCACCUCUUCUCUGAGUCCACUCCCUUCACCCCUGGACUCCAGUUAUAUUCUGAAGACGGUUCUCAGAUGACUCUCCAAGUCAGUAGGCUUGGAGGCGCUGAGGAGAUCGGAUAGGAAGACCGCUUACCUAGCUCUGAAGGCCCAGGGAUGGUUUAAUAAUAAUUGUGGUAUUUGUUAAGCACUUACUAGGCUGUGAGCCCACUGUUGG